AACAGUUUCUUACAGCUAUAAUCUGGAGUACGGGAGCUUAGAAAUAUUUCUUUCUUUUUUUGCUUGUUUGAAGACUUGUUUGAUUUUUUCCGUUCUCCGAUAUUCAUCGGCCUGUGUCUGCGUAUUACGGCUAUUAAGCCUACCUCCAUGGGAUGACCUCUCGGUUUCUUGCUUUUUUAACUAUCCGGCGCAGCGAUGUACACGUUUUGCUUUUGCUCCCAUUUAUCACUCACAAUUGCAAAGGGCGGCGUUUACGAUUUCGGUUAUAUGGCAGAGCAGACUUGUUUUUGCGGAUCAUCCGCUGCGAUUGUUCGCCUGUGAACAGGCGAAUUAAAAAGGAUACGAAGACUUUACAUUUGGUAUUUGUUUUUGCUUGCAUUGGUUUUUCUUGUUUCUAUGAAGACAACAUUUGGAUGUCUUGGUAUCCAUAUGUUAACAGGCCCGGCGCCAGGACGUAUGUUAGAGCUACAACAAUCAUGAGAUCCCAUUUUAUUGCAUUUAUCUGGAUGAAGAGUUGCUUCAACACUGGAGAUCCUCAAUGCGACUUUCACUGUUGCUGGGAGUAGUGCGAGGCAUGCAGAAAUCAUUAUCUCGCAAGAGCUCAUCAGUGAUGUUUAAAAGAUAGCCCGACGAACUGCAAACAGGUUCAUUCACCUGUGAUUCAAAAUAUCCUACCGGCGUAAAUCUUACCUUGACGCCCACAUGCGCUUUGAACGCGCUUGGGAAGCGAGUGA
This is a messenger RNA of Aspergillus pseudotamarii, 734 nucleotides long. RefSeq lists its product as uncharacterized. Bases 153 to 566 code for a protein of 137 amino acids. The transcript has a single exon. The record is from RefSeq and is a predicted model, not a curated record. NCBI's taxonomy places the organism in Eukaryota, Fungi, Ascomycota, Eurotiomycetes, Eurotiales, Aspergillaceae.